Messenger RNA from Periophthalmus magnuspinnatus, 1694 nucleotides. RefSeq names its product neuronal acetylcholine receptor subunit alpha-7-like. The transcript is spliced from 11 exons. Gene Ontology annotation, cellular component: neuron projection; postsynaptic membrane; synapse. Gene Ontology annotation, molecular function: transmembrane signaling receptor activity; acetylcholine-gated monoatomic cation-selective channel activity. Gene Ontology annotation, biological process: chemical synaptic transmission; nervous system process; monoatomic ion transmembrane transport. The record is from RefSeq and is a predicted model, not a curated record. Bases 84 to 1616 code for a protein of 510 amino acids. Lineage: Eukaryota; Metazoa; Chordata; Actinopteri; Gobiiformes; Gobiidae.
CAGCCCCUGGAGCGACCAGUCCACGGAGUAGAGGAGGGAGCCCCAGCUGCCACGCCACUACUACCGAGAACGAGGACUUCAACAUGGACUCUCUCAAAGUGCUGCUCCGGAUGGCCACGCUGCUGUGCGCAUUCAGAUUUUCGAUUCAGGGCGAAAACCAGCGGCGCCUGUACCAGGACCUGAUGAUGAACUAUAACAACCUAGAGCGGCCGGUGCAGAACGACUCAGAAACCCUCGUCGUAGAAUUUGGAAUGACCCUUAUGCAGAUCAUGGACGUGGAUGAGAAGAACCAGGUCCUCACCACCAACAUCUGGCUCCACAUGUCUUGGAACUCCUACACCCUCCGUUGGGACCCAGAGGACUACCCGGGGGUCCGCAGCGUCAGGUUCCCCAACCAUCAGCUCUGGAAGCCGGACAUCCUGCUCUACAACAGUGCAGAUGAACGCUUCGACGCCACGUUUCAAACCAACAUCCUGGUCCUGAACACAGGCCAAUGCUCCUACAUCCCUCCAGGCAUCUUCAAGAGCACAUGUAAGAUCGACGUGCGCUGGUUCCCCUUUGACGAGCAGAGGUGUGAGCUCAAGUUCGGCUCCUGGUCCUACGACGGCUGGGCUAUUGACCUCAAGAUGUUAGACGCUGACCUGUCUGGGUACACGUCCAACGGGGAGUGGGACCUCGUGGAGGUCCCGGGACAGAAAAAUGAGAGGAAGUACCCCUGCUGUGAGGAGCCGUACCCCGAUAUCACCUACACUGUGGUGAUGAGGAGGCGCACGCUCUACUACGGACUCAACCUGCUCAUCCCCUGCAUCCUCAUCUCCACCCUGGCUCUGCUUGUGUUCCUGCUGCCCGCCGACUCUGGGGAGAAGAUCUCACUGGGCAUCACGGUGCUGCUCUCUCUGACUGUCUUCAUGUUGUUGGUGGCAGAGAUCAUGCCAGCCACUUCAGACUCUGUGCCGCUAAUUGCUCAGUACUUUGCCACGACUAUGGUGAUCGUGGGUCUGUCAGUGAUUGCCACAGUCCUGGUCCUGCAGUAUCACCACCAUGAUCCCAAUGGAAGCAAGAUGCCCAAGUGGACACGAGUAUUUCUGUUAAACUGGUGCGCCUGGUUUCUCCGGAUGAAGCGUCCCGGAGAGGACACAGUGCGCCCUGCCUGUCCCCACAAAGGUGUUCGGUCCACCCUGAGAAGCAUGGAGACUCCCCCUCUCUCCUCUGGCCCCCAGAACAACACCAGUAACAUGCUGUAUGUCAGUGUCAGGGGCCUCGACAGUAACCCUCACUCCACACCCGCCACCUCCCCUGACUCUGGGGUCAUGUGUGGGAGGCUGCUGCGUCCAGGGGAGGAGGAUUUACUCAUACCCCCCACUAACAGCUUCCCAGUGGGCAGUGUGGAACCGGAGCUUAGGAAGAUCCUGGAUGAGGUCCGCUACAUCGCCAAACGCUUCCGGGAUCACGACGUAGAGGACACAGUGUGCAACGAGUGGAAGUUUGCCGCCUGUGUGAUCGAUCGCCUCUGCCUUAUGGCCUUCUCCAUCUUCACCAUCCUCUGCACCAUUGGAAUCCUCAUGUCCGCGCCCAACUUUGUGGAGGCCAUUUCCAAAGACUUUUUCAGUAAUUAAAGAGGGGAAAUGAUUUAUAGAGCAGUCAGUGUUAAACAUUUGGACUCCUGAUGAAGCUGUAUUGCUGCUGGUUUCCAA